CAAAGUAUCUUCAGUGAUUGCUGAAGAGGUUGAUGGCAGUAAUUACGAUGUCUAUCCGGAUAUCAAAUAUGAAUGGUGGAACCCAAAUAUGGAUAUUAACGCAAAAACCUACCUGGAUGCAUGGGAUGUAUUAGAAUAAAUUACCGCUGAUUUACUCUCGAAAGAUCAACAGCCCACUUCACUGAUGAGGUCCAAGACACCCAUAAGAGAGGAGGACUGAGCAGGCCCCUCGCCAGCACGGCUCUCCUCUGGAGAAGCCCCAGUACAACAGCAGCUUUUCCCCAUCCAACUCCCUAGGACCCUGUAGUCCUGCCCUCCACAUUUCCUGUCUUAGUGGGUCCCCACGAGCAUUCAAAACUGUUUCUCCAACGCUUCUACCAAAAACUCAGACUGUUUUCCAGAGCAGAAGCAGCGGUUGGGCCCAGCUGCUCCUCCUCCCAGGGGGAAGCCAUGGGGAGCGUGCGUAGCCAUCGCUACAGCAUUGUCUCCUCCGAGGAAGACGGCAUGAAGCUGGCCGCCAUCGCCGCCGUGCCCAAUGGCUACGCCAACGGCACGGUGGCCAAGGUUCACGCGGCGCAGCAGCAGGCUGUGAGCCGCUUCGUCCAGAAGGACGGCCACUGCAACGUGCAGUUCAUCAACAUGAGCGAGAAGGGCCAGCGUUACCUUGCCGACCUGUUCACCACCUGUGUGGACAUCCGCUGGCGCUGGAUGUUGAUCAUCUUCUGCCUGUCCUUUCUCCUCUCCUGGCUCUUCUUCGGCUUCGUCUUCUGGCUGGUAGCUCUCUCCUACGGUGACCUGGAGAAUGAGACACAGAUGUGCGUGUCCAACGUCAACAGCUUCACCGCCGCCUUCCUCUUCUCCGUGGAGACGCAGACCACCAUUGGCUAUGGCUACCGCUACGUGACCGAGGAGUGUCCCGUGGCCGUCUUCAUGGUGGUCUUCCAGAGCAUCUUCGGCUGCAUCAUCGACGCCUUCAUCAUUGGCGCCGUCAUGGCUAAGAUGGCCAAGCCCAAGAAGAGGAACGAAACGCUGCUCUUCAGCCACUACGCCACGGUGGCCAUGCGGGACAGCAAGCUGUGCCUGAUGUGGCGCGUGGGGAACCUGCGCAAGAGCCACCUGGUGGAGGCCCACGUGCGCGCCCACCUCCUCAGGUCGCGAACCACGGCUGAAGGCGAGUAUAUCCCCCUGGACCAGAUGGACAUCGACGUGGGCUUCGACAGCGGCGUCGACCGUGUCUUCCUGGUGUCGCCGAUCACCAUCGUCCAUGAGAUCGACGAGGACAGCCCCUUGUACGAGAUGAGCAAACAGGAGCUGGAAACGUCCCAGUUUGAGAUGGUGGUGAUCCUGGAAGGUAUGGUGGAAGCCACGGCCAUGACCACCCAGUGCCGCAGCUCCUACGUGGCCAGCGAGGUUCUCUGGGGCCACCGCUUCGAGCCAGUCCUGUUCGAGGAGAAUAACUACUACAAGGUGGACUACUCACGCUUCGAGAAAACCUACGAGGUGAGCAGCACGCCCCAGUGUAGUGCCAGGGAGCUGGCCGAGAAUAAGUCUCUGGUCUCUUGCUCCAACUCCUUCUGUUACGAGAACGAGGUGGCCCUUGAAAAAGUGGAGAUGGAGGAGACGUUUGACGAGGAGAAAGAGGAGGAUGGGGAGGAGAAGGAGGAGGUAAAAAUGGAGGAUCAGGGUGCUAUUGAGAACGGCAUUGAGAACGCAACACUGGAGGAGACAAACACAGACACAGUCUCUGUACAUUCUGAACACAAUCAGGAUACCAGGAGUCUGACGAUGCCUUCAGAAGCAAGGCCUCUAAGACGAGAAUCAGAAAUAUGACUGCAGAGAUGUUAGGGGGGAAAUACUACAUUAAAUACUAUUAUGAUAGGUUUGACCUUUGCUCCUAACGGCUGUCUGUACUACUGCAAGAUGGUUUGACUGUGAGGUGAGUGUCAUUUUCUGAGGAAGACACUAAGGCACAAGCGAAUACAGAAUUAACAGACCAGAGAAUAUAAUGCAAUAUUAUUUAUUCUCUUCACACAAGUCCCUCAUCUGGUGGGAAGCGAUGGUAGAUUGACUGAGAGGAGUUGAUGGCUCUUCUGGCCCGUGGCACUAUAGGAAUGAGACGGGUUAGGUAGCAUUUUAUACUGUGUGUGUGUGUGUGUGUGUGUGUGUGUGUGUGUGUGUGUGUGUGUGUGUGUGUGUGUGUGUGUGUGUGUGUGUGUGUGUGUGUGUGUGUUUGUGUGCGUGAGCAUUUGAAAGUCGCAAGAGAACAUUAGAAAGUUGUCACAUUGAGACACUCCACAUGAAAAAAUUAUAUAUACCUUUACUUUCGUAGUAUUACUAUAUUUAUAUACUAUAGUAUUUACUGUAGUGUUCUUGCGGAUCUGUCUGUAGUAUACUGUGGUAUUUACUAUAGUGUUUUUGCAGACAUUAUUCUAGUAUACUGUAGUAUUUACUGUAGUGUUUUUGCAGACAUUACUGUAUUAUACUGUGGUAUUUACUAUAGUGUUUUUGCAGACAUUACUGUAGUAUACUGUAGUUUUUACUGUAGUGUUUUUGCAGACAUUACUGUACUAUACUGUAGUAUUUACUAUAAUAUUUUUGUUUUAUUCUCUUUUGUUAUCUAUCUGUGGCACAAAUUGGGGUGUGGGGGAAGGACAUAUGCAAAUUCAAUAUUAGCAUACCAAUACAAUGUGUACUGUAGUAUUCUACAGUAUUCAAAAAAUUAUAUAGUAAGCACUACAUCAGGGUUCCCCAACUAGUGGCCCGCGGGCCGACUAUUUGGCCCUCCAAGUUUUCAUUAUUUAUCAUUUUCAUUGUUGGACAUAAAAGACUGUAAAAACACCAGGAAAUCAGUUACAAGUUAUUUUUAUUUGGGAAAUCUGUUGCCAACUAUUCCCACGCGUAAUAGACACGUGAUCAUAUACAAAUAUAAGCAAAGUUUGAAAUUGUUAUGUUUUAGUCAAAUAUUAUAUAUUUUUGGGCUUCUUGCGACCAAUCUGCAAAUUAUUUGAAAUGAUGUUUCGGCUCCCCGACCACCUGCUCUAGAAAACAUCAGCCCGUGGCUGAAUCUAGUUUAUGAUCUUUGCACUACAUGAUCGAGGGAUACUACAGUGUAUAGUAUAGUACUCUACAGUAUACUACAAAAUUCCGUAGUAAGCACUAUACGAUCAAGGGAUACUACAGUGUGGAGUAUAGUAUUCUACAGUAUACUACAGUUUGCUACAGUUUAAUCGCUGUAAACGCAACAACCAAAGAGAUGUUUCUAUUUGCAUAUUUUGUAAAUAUGAGCUGCCCCGAUAUUUUGAAUUAGCUUAGUGAAUUAGCUUAGUGUUGUUUACUUGGACUAAUUAAGGGUGGCUGGAGAGGGAUAGUGUUCGUAGCAGGGAAGGAGUGUUGUAUUCCCAAUCAACCAGCCUAUCCUAUUGUGUUCUCAACUUUCCAAAUAGCUGUGGAAAUAUAGGAAAUGUAUGUUAUCCAGAACAAAGGGAAGAGAUCAUUUUUUUGUGUAAAAGAUUGUGUCAGUUAGAUGCCAAGAGAUGUAGCUACAGCAUGUAGUUAUUUUCUUCAUUUUACUGUUGCACAGUUUGACAAUCUAAAAGUAUAGACAGCUUAAUCUCUGUACAAAAAGUAUAUUUCAUUUUUCACCCUUUGAAAAGAAUCUUUGAAGAUUACAUGUAAUACCACUAAUUUGGCCACAGUUUUCCAACAACCUCAUCUAUGGUGUGUGUGUGUGUGUGUGUGUGUGUGUGUGUGUGUGUGUGUGUGUGUGUGUGUGUGUGUGUGUGUGUGUGUGUGUGUGUGUGUGUGUGUGUGUGUGUGUGUGUGUGUGUGUGUGUGUGUGUGUGUGUGUGUGUGUGGCGUGCAUCUGUGCAUGUGUGUAUCUAGCGCUGCAUAGCUCAUAUUAGUGUGGUACUGUACAUUAUGCUUCAGUCCAUCUUCUUGUUGUCUUAGUACAGAUGUAGGAUCUUAAUUUGACCGGUAUUGUCACAGCAAAAUAAUCCUGCAGCAACCAGAUUUGAGUAUUUAGUCUUUUUCGCCAAUGUAAUGUUGCUUGAUCAGUGGUUAGGCUAUUACCUGGCCAAAGUUUGGCUACAUGAAAAGUGCAAUAAUGAUAAUAUAACCGUGUGUUAGUGCGGGUUUUCAGUGAAUGUAUGUAAAUCGCCAAGCUCAUCUGCAUUCCUCCAGCGCAGGAACAUUUUCAGCGGCAACAGAGUGGUCAAAUUAAGAUCCUACAUCUUUAUAGCAUCUUUUGCAACGUGAGCCUUAACGCAAGUCUCAGUAACAUGAGCCAUCACUUGAGAUUUGGCUUUAAAAUAGCUCACAGUGCAAGAGAUGUCAUAUAAACUGGCAUGAAGAUACAUCUCAACGGUCCAGGGGUACCUAGUACAGGGGUUCCCAAACCUUUUUGGCCCGCGACCCCAUUUUGAUAUUUUGACCUACGAUCGUGAAAAAAGUGAAGUAAUCAGCAGCCAAUGUUUACUUUUUAAAUUUGGGCUAUGACAGUUUAUUACAAAUCAGUCUGACAGUACUUUUGAAGUAAGUAUAGUUUGAAGUGACUGAAAUGCAUCAGAAAGGUAUUGGGAAGUUCAGAAGAUCCUCAGGCAAUAAUUGUGUAUGAUCUUCUGUGUAGAAAAUAACAUCCUCAUUGAUAAUGUUCUUUUCACCCAGUCUGAUUUAGUGCCUGGUCUUGUCAUAAUGAUUUUGGUCAGAAGGAAACAUAAGACACAUGCAGGAUGUGCUCCUGAGUGUGUUAUUUUUCAGUGAUGGGGUCAUAAUAUUGUGCAGCUUAAACGGUUAAAAAGAUAGAGCCUCAUUUGUAGGAAGAAAACACAAACCGCUCUGUUUAUUACAACCGCAUAUAGUGCCAAACGGAGGUUACUGAUGUAACCCCGGUUCUAUGAACCAAGCGCGAUUUAGUUAAUUUUAUUUCAGUUUCUCUCAUGACCCCAUUUUAAAAUCAGGCAACCACACAUGAGGUAGCAAUCCCUACUUAGGUAAACGCUGACCUAGGAUGAGAUGAAGAAGGAUAAGACAGUGAUUUCAUUCAAUGGAACUCCCACUGAAUAGAUGUGUUAAAUAGGUCAAUUGAACUGGACCAAAACAAUGGAAUUUCCAUUGUAAAUGGAUGGGGGAAAGAGCAGUGGGGAAAGCUCCCAGGUCUCCUCAUUGCCCCCCAGCAAAAUGUGCCUACAUUAAGGCAAUAUUUUAUGUGUACAGUGCCUUCAGAAAGUAUUCAUACCCCUUGACCUAUUCCACAUUUUGUUGUGUUACAGCCUGAAUUCGAAAUUGAUUAAAUAUAUGUUUUUUUUCUCACCCAUCUACUAGGUAUCCCGCUUUCCCUUUCCCUUACACACCAUACCCCAAAAUGACAGUGAAACAUGUUUUUAGAAAUGUCUGCUAAUUUAUUCAAAAUUAAAUAAAUAAAUAUCUAAUUUACAACUAUUCACACCCCUGAGUCAAUACAUUUCAGAAUCACCAUUGGCAGUGAUUACAAAUGAAUUAAUUUGUUGAAAAUUCCACUUUGACAUUAUGGGGUAUUGUAUGUAGAUCAGAGAGACAAAAAUCAAUAUUUUAUCAAUUUACAAUUCAGGCUAAACACAGCAAAAUGUGUAAAAAGUGUGAAUACUUUUUGAAGGCACUGUAUUUCACACUAUGUUGAGGUAAAAAUCAGAGUAUAUUGUUUGUAUGGAUGUCAACCUCAACACAUGUUGACGUCAUCGUCACCAAUCAACUGCAUUACAGUUAAAAAACUAAUUUGACUACCACCACAGAUUUCUGUAUGCUAAGCUAUGCUUAUCAGCUUAUACGAACGGGAGUUAGCAUUUAGUAGUCACUUCUUCUAAACUUCUACGACUUCUACGAAAACAGCCAAAUAUAUCCAAAUCGGACUUAAUCCUUGCGUCAAUCUAAGUAAUUCACCUGUGCGUCAAUCUAAGUAACAUAAUAACAAAUCCCCAUCAAAAUCUGUCACUUUAAACAAGAGAUACAUUUUUUGUAAGACCGAAAAUCGGUCUUUUCACGAAAACGGCUGUAGCAUCCGAAUGGUUUGGCCUACAAACUAAUAUGACCAUUCUAUGGAAACACGAUGUUGAUCUCCGUUUUGCUCUACGACCCCCAUAAUCCCCACGGGACUUGUCUGAAGUCAGUAAUGCUGAUGUGCCAACUUCUAUCUGUAGUUUCUGAACUGUUUGGGCUACAAACUAAUAUGACCCCACUGUGGAAAGGGGAGACUCUCACGAACACAUUUGCGUUCCAUUGACUCCUUUACUGCAUCUAUGGACCUGAAUGAAUUGGAUUAGAACACUUGGUUCCCAUCUUUUAUGACAUCAUCUCUGUCUCCUUCUGUAUGUCAGUCUGGGCUGGUGUGUCCGGCCAGACCGCUCAGGAUCCAGACACCCUGAGCUAGAAAGCUGGAAGGGAGUGGGCAGAUGAAUGUAGGUAAUAAAGUGCUGCUAAGUUACAUAUUGAAUGGUUAGAAUGAAACGUAGGAGUCAAAGUGUAUUAUUUGUCUGUUAAAAGUAUCCAUUUUGAAUAACAGUAAAAAUGUGGAGGUACUUAUUUCAUUCCAAACCAUGUAGAAAGACCUGAUUCUAUCAGUGCUAACAGUUAUACAAAGCUACAGUGCACUUUCCUCUUCAAGAGAACACCCCCCCUCCUCCAAUUCCAUGACACUGACAGUAGAAACCUUUCAUUUUAUUCAGUUUUUGCGUAAAGCCAAAUGCACAUAAAACCUUGAUCUGUUCUUUUUUUUGUUGUUGAUUUGAAACCAUCUGUUAUCAUAUAAUGUCGACUACUACUGUGUAUUUAGAUCAGUGUUUUGGCCUUGUCUGACAGGGGACAUUACAAACCUUGUUACUUUGCUGUGUGUGAUUAGUCUCCUUAGAAAGACGGGUUACCUCCCACAAUGUUCAGUGCUGUUGCCCAAGGGUCUGGGAAGACUAGUGUGUGCUGGGGCUUGUGAAGAGGGAGCAGAGCUGUUGUUUUGUCACUUCUGAAAGGACCAGCACUUUGUGUUGUCACAUUGCUUUAAGGCAUGGUGCAUAGAGUAUGAGGCGGACAAGUUCUCUUAUCUUUCAGACACAGACAGUGCGGCACACAAAAGCUGAACAGACAGACAGAAAUGUGUGCACACAUACAGGCACACACACGUACACACUAAUGCACACGCACUAGACGAGUUAUAGUCGUAAAAAAUAUGGAGCUUUUUAUUCUGGCUAUAUACAGUAGGCCUAACGAAUCUUCACAAUUUGUUACCGUAGACAGCAACAAAUUCUAUUCUGAAUGUACGUUUAGUGUUGAAAUUGUUUGCAACUUGCUCUAAAGUGUCACUUUCUAUUGCCUAUGUCAUUAACAUAGACAAAUACAAAUGUUUAGUUUUUUAUUGUUAGCAAAUUCUUCAUAAGAAAAUGUGUAUCAGAUUAUAUAUAAGAGAAUGUCCAUGGAGGUGUGAUACACUGUAUCCCCAUGACAGAGUUUGUGUGUAUUGGGUUGUCAUACGGUGAUGCCAGGUCAGCCACUGGUACGGCCCCGUUUCAUUCUUCCCUUCUAUGUACCUUUCAUCUUCUUCUUUUGAGUCUAUUUUUCUAUCAGAGUCUUCCUAUAAUGUCCUGCACAAACCAGAAGUUGUACAGAUUUUUUUUAUUUUGUGAAUUAUAUUGUAGAUACAUAUUAAUAUUGCAGUUGUUGAUAAUAAUAUUAUUAUUAUGUCUGUGACAAUUUUGUUUAGUCUUUUUCAAUAAAAAGUAACAUAAAUCCUCAAAAACA
This is a messenger RNA of Salmo salar (Atlantic salmon), 7761 nucleotides long. RefSeq names its product inward rectifier potassium channel 2. Gene Ontology annotation, molecular function: inward rectifier potassium channel activity. Lineage: Eukaryota; Metazoa; Chordata; Actinopteri; Salmoniformes; Salmonidae. The record is from RefSeq and is a predicted model, not a curated record. Gene Ontology annotation, cellular component: plasma membrane. Gene Ontology annotation, biological process: potassium ion import across plasma membrane; regulation of monoatomic ion transmembrane transport.